Messenger RNA from Podarcis lilfordi (Lilford's wall lizard), 3330 nucleotides. The record is from the annotation of a GenBank genome assembly. NCBI's taxonomy places the organism in Eukaryota, Metazoa, Chordata, Lepidosauria, Squamata, Lacertidae.
AUGGAUGCGGCGGCGGCGCCGCCUGGGAGCGGGCGCCGCGCCGGGAUCGGGUCGCUAAGCGAGGGCGACGUUACGCCGGACGGACGCGGGGAAGGGGAGGCUGCCGCUCCGCCUGAACGCCAGUCUCCGGCCGGCCCGCGGAGGGCCCUCCCCGACGCGACCGUCGCUGCCCGGGAGGCCGGGGAUAGCGACGUGGGCCCUGUCCCCACUAACCGAGCGCGGGGUCCGCCCCACCGCGGGGCAGUCCCCACCCUCACUCCCGCGAGAAGCUGGGUAUCGCUGCCGCGGCCACGGGAGCACAGGGGCCGCUCGAGGGUCGCAGGUCCUGGAGCCGGGAUCGCAGCCCGCCGCCAGCCGCUCUCCCACCUCGCCGCCCCUCUCCCGGCAGAGACCCGAAGGCCCGUGGCACGGGAUCGGAGAAGGAGGCUGCUCGCCGCUGCUCCGAGGGAACCGGGUCGGACGCCGCGCCUGCCCCGCGCCGUGGGUCUACACUGACCGGGGAGCGCGGUUGGGUCGUCUUCGGUUCCCCCCGGAAGAACCGCGUCGGACGCCGCGCCUGCCCCCGCCGUGGGUCUACACUGGCCGGGGAGCGCGGUUGGGUCGUCUUCGGUUCAACCAGAAGUACCGCGUCAGACGCCGCGCCUGCCCCCGCCGUGGGUCCACACUGGCCGGGGAGCGCGGUUGGGUCGUCUGCGGUUCUCCAGAGGGUCCUGAAAACCCUGUCGCCAGAAAUCUCCGCGCGCAUGCUGUCCUUGCCCGGCGAGAGCAGAUGGCGUCUCGGGCGCCGGCGCCGGCGCCGCGACAGGCCGGCGUCUCGGAAGCCCCUGGCGGCCAGACGCGGCAGGCUCGCUCCGGUGAGAGGCUCCGCGGCUCCCCGGUCGUGCCGGUCUACCCAUGCGCCGCGGCGGCGGUAGACCGUUCCCGGCGCCCGGCCUCUGCUUCUCGGCGACGGGCGGAGGGUGGGAAGGCCGGGGAAGGGCAGGCUUCCGGGCGUCUGUGGGGUCCGGCCCCGCCCGCUCCAGGGGCGAGGUUGCCGGUGGCCCCGGUCUACCGGCCGGCAAGCGGGGAUGGCUCGGCCGGUCUUCCCGGCGGAAGGAGCGGAAGCGCCGGCCGUUUUCCGGGGGGGGGGGCGGCCGUGUCUCGCUCCCCGCCGGAGGGGCCGGCAGCGUGGCCCGUUCUUCCUGCGGCCGCUGGCGGCUCUCGCUCUCCCCCGGUGGUCCACUACUGGCCGGGGAAGCUGGGACGUGGCGGUCCCCUUCCCAGGACGGAAGGCUUUCCCGGUCUACCGCUGGGAGGUCUGUCGGCUGCCCGGUCCCGCCGUUCUCCACCCGGCCGAGGCGGCUGGGGCUUUCCGGUCCUCCCCGGUCUCCCCGCCGCCGCCGGAGGCCCGCCGACCGCCCGGUCUACUCGCGAGGGCCCCGGUCCUCUCGGCGGCGGCCUUGCCAGCCCCCUUCCGAGAACGGGGGUCCUCCCGGUCUACCGUCCGAAGGCCCGGUCUGCUUCUCGCGUCCACGGUCACCCCGUUCUGGCCCGGGGCUGGCAGCGGUGCCCGGUCUCCCGGCCCUGGGCUCUGCUGGCCGUGGAGGCUGGGUCCUGCCGGUCUACCCCCGAGGAAGGGAGGCUUCCCGGUCGACCCGCCGUCGGGGAGGGGCAGGCGACGUUGCCCGGUCUCCCGGCCCUCGGCUCCCCUCCGGUCUACCGGCCGAGAAGGCUGGGGCUUGCCGGUCUUCCUCCGAGAUGGUGGGGCUUCCCGGUCAACCCACCGGGAAGCGCGGCUUCGCCGGACUACCUGGCGCACGGCGCGGAACCGCUGGCCGGUCUACUGGGCGCCGGCCCUCGGGAAGCCCGGUCUCCCGGCCCUCGGCUCCCCUCCGGUCUACCGGCCGGGAAGGCUGGGUCUUGCCGGUCUUCCUCCGAGAUCGUGGGCCUUCCCGGUCUACCUGCCGGAAAGGGCGCCUCUGCCAGGCUUCCUGGCGUCCGGCGCGGCACCGCUGGCCGGUCUACUCGGUGUCAGGCCCGGUGGGCUCCUCGCGUCCACGCACACCACACCACACCACGCCCUGCCUGCCUGCCUGCCUGCCUGCCUGCCUGCCUGCCUGCCGCCUGACCAGCGCUCCUAAACAAAGGAACAGGCUCUUGCCCGGUCUACCUGGAAGGCAGGGAGCGGACGGCCACCCUCCCCGCCAGCCUGCCUGCCUGCCUGCCUGCUUGCUCGCCGCACGGUCUGGGGCUUCCAGGUCCACCUAAGAGGAGGAAACGGCUUCCCGGUCUACCCUCCAUGGGGCCGGGAGGCGCCGGUCCACUAGGCGGGGGGCGCGCGUGCCUGGAGCCGCUGCCCGGUCUACCUGCCUUCGAAGGGGGGGGGCUCUGGCCGGUCUUGCGAGAACGGUAGACUUUCCGGUCUACCUGCCGGAAAGCGCGGCUCUGCCGGGCUACCUGGCGUACGGCGCGGAACCGCUGGGCGGUCUGCUGGGCGCCGGACCUCGGUGAGUACGGUCUCCCGGCCGGAGGGGCUGGCGGCGUUGCCCGGUCUCCCGCCCCUCGGCUCCCUCCGGUCUACCGGCCAGGAAGGCUGGGGUUUGCCCAUCUUCCUCCGAGAUCGUCGUGGCUUCCCGGUCUACCCACCGGAAAGCGAGGCUCUGCCUGCCUGCCUGCCUGCCUGCCUGCCUGCCUGCCUGCCUGCCUGCUUGCUCGCCGCAGUGCCUGUGGCUUCCAGGUCUACCUCCGAGGAGAAAGGUCUUCCUGGUCUACCCUCCUUGGGCCCGGCAAACGCCGGUCCACACGGCGGUGGGCCUGGAGCGGCUGCCCGGUCUUGUUGUCGGCGGAGGUGGGCGGGCUGGGUGGUCCCGGUCUUCCUCCGAGAUCGUGGGGCUUCCCGGUCUACCGACCGGAGAGCGCGGCUCUGCCGGGCUACCUGGCGCACGGCGCGCGACCGCCGGCCGGUCUACCGGGCGCCGGACCUCGGGAAGCCCGGUCUCCCGGCCCUCGGCUCCCCCCGGUCUACCGGCUGGGAAGGCUGGGGUUUGCCGGUCUUCCUCCGAGAUCGUGGGGCUUCCCGGUCUACCCACCGGAAAGCGCGGCUCUGCCGGACUACCUGGCGCACGGCGCGCGACAGCUGGCCGGUCUACUGGGCGCCGGACCUCGGUGAGCCCCGUCUCCCGGCCCUCGGCUCCCCUCCGGUCUACCGGCCGGGAAGGCUGGGGUUUGCCGGUCUUCCUCCGAGAUCGUGGGGGCUUCCCGGUCUACCCACCGGAAAGCGCGGCUCUGCCGGGCUACCUGGCGCACGGCGCGCGACCGCUGGCCGGUCUACUGGGCGCCGGACCUCGGUGA